Cucurbitaria berberidis CBS 394.84 is the source of this 1119-nucleotide messenger RNA. RefSeq lists its product as uncharacterized. The transcript has a single exon. The record is from RefSeq and is a predicted model, not a curated record. Bases 167 to 775 code for a protein of 202 amino acids. Lineage: Eukaryota; Fungi; Ascomycota; Dothideomycetes; Pleosporales; Cucurbitariaceae.
GAACUAUGUGAGUACUUCCUCCAACGCUGCGGAAGCUUUCAUGUCGUUGUUGCUGUCAUGUACAGGCUGCCUUUCAUAUUCAAUAUCGUUGAAUAUUUUGAGAAGUACUCAUCCGAUUUUUACCUUUUUCCUAAGAGUCGAGAUGGGCCUGCAACCAUGAGAAAUCAUGAUCCGCCACUCAAACCUGGCAGGCAACCUUACCAGCCCGUCAAAGACACCUCUAGGAGCUUUUCGCCCAACCCUUCAUCUGGGUAUUUGUGCAGAGAAUAUCAAGUGGAGCCAACAAGGACAGAACGCCAAGCUCAAACAAGCACGUCGAAGGGCCGAGCAGAUGCUUACUACCACUACUACGAUGUGUAUUCAAACUCUUGGGGCAGAAGAUUUAAGUCGAUAUCCUCCUGAAUCCGCAGUGUCCAAUCCAGCGGGCUUUUGGUACGCUGAAACCUCAUUCCAGCCUUUGUUCUCCCCGUACGCGCCGUUGACCAUUCGACCGUCUGGAUCUAUACCUUCAGCUGGCUUGACGGCUUCGCGGGAUGCUCGGAGUCCGCACAUCCAUGAAUUUUCUGGCUUUGGAACUCGUGCAGUAUUGCGUCAAUGCAGCGCCCCGCAAAUCCGCCGCACAUCCGCCGUCUUGAUCUCCCAGCCCUCAGCGUCUGCUCCUUCGCUUUCUAGAUCGAAUUUUCAUGGCGUUGUUGCUUCACAAGCUAUCGACGUCGACGGGUCGCUUGUGUCUACACGACUGCGAAGAAGCCGCGCUUGCCGAUCUCAACCUUGAUUGAGUCGGCAAUUGGCAGGCGGUCGGAAACGUCUAGCUCCCAGCGCGAUGCAUCUUUAGGUUGCGUCGUAGUGAUGUAUCUACAACCCUUGUUGACCAAGUGCCUAAUCGAUCGUUCUAGCGCGGGAUCAUCGCCGAUGGCAGAGGCAUAGUAUAUGCGCGGUUGGAGCAUGGCAUGUCCGACUGAACCAUUCAUGGCGAGUGUGUUUGAAGGUAAGCAGUCGCUACAGACGUCGGUGCCUGGUUUGUAUUCGACUGUGAAUGUCGCGGGCUCAUGUUGUUCACGUAUGAAGCGAGUCGUGGUACGGGUCGUGCACCAUAAGGCGCCUUAUCUGAUCGUCGAU